This is a messenger RNA of Soboliphyme baturini, 2685 nucleotides long. The record is from the annotation of a GenBank genome assembly. NCBI's taxonomy places the organism in Eukaryota, Metazoa, Nematoda, Enoplea, Dioctophymatida, Soboliphymatidae.
AUGCCUGGCUUGAAGUCCGAUUCGCCUACGGGUGAUUUGUACCUGAAAUGGAAUCCUGACAAUCUUCAAAUUCGUACCAGGACUGUAGAGAGAACUUUGGCGCCGCUGGUCACUCAAGUAACUACCCUCGUCAAUUCUUCCGAUGGCCGUUCGACUCGACGGCUCGGCAGGACGGUCAAAAAGGCGCAAGUGCUCAUCGCCGCUGUGGAGAAAGCGAUUGAAAAUUUUCUGGAAAAGGGAGAACAGAUGAUCAGCGACAACCCUGGAGGAGAACAGGAACUUCGGGAGGCGUUAGAUGUAGUGAAAACUACCGGAAACGAUAUGAUCGUGGCCUCGCGGGACUUCGUCAAGGAUCCGACCAGCUCCAGUCUACGAGCAACGGUCAUCAAAGCCGCUAGAGCUUUGCUGUCCAGUGUUACCAGACUGUUGAUCGUCGCCGACAUGAUCGACGUUCACUUGUUGAUCAGGCAUAUGAAAGACACCCGACGCGUUUUGGAGCAGCUGAACAAGGCGAACAGUCAGCAGGAGGUGAUCGAUAAUUUCGAUCGGUUGCAGAAGGAGCUAGAACGGUUGAAUAUGGAGUCGAACCGCCGUGCCACGGAUCUUAGGGACCCUGAACAGGCAGAAAACUUGCAGGCUGCCCGUGCGCUGCUGAAAACCACCUGUCCUAUGCUUCACAGUGCGUGUAAGGCGUUUGUUCGUCACCCGGAGGUGGACCCGGCGCGGUUGAACCGCGACUUUGCGUUUGGCGAAAUGAACGAUGCGCUUGAGGAUAUGGAGAACGUAUUGGAGGGUCAGCAGAUCGCCAGAAAAAUUGGUCUCUCUCAAGGCCAGCUUGGUGAGUUGGCUGCCGCCCUCAACAAGUUUGAGCAAAGCGUGUUCAUCGACCCGCAGUGUUACAACGCCAAAGUUCGACCGUCCUUGGAAGAGCAGUUGGAACGUAUUAUCAGUGGGGCGGCGCUGAUCGCGGACAGCGAGUUCACUCGAGAUGAUCGCAAGAACCGAAUCGUGCAGGAAUGUAACGCCGUUCGUCAAGCCCUCCAGGAUUUGCUAGCUGAAUAUGAGCGGAAUGCCGGUCAGAAAGAGACCAGCGAGAACUUGGAUCUGGCGUUGGUUCACGUCGGUCAGAAAACAAAGGACCUUCGUCGACAUCUUCGACGAGCGGUCAUCGAUCACGUGUCUGACAAUUUCAUGGAUACGCAGGUACCUCUUGAGGCUCUCAUAGAAGCAGCUCGCAGGGGCGAUCAGAAGGCAGUCGAGACUCUCGGCACCGAGUUUCUUGAACACUCGAGAAGAUUAACCGAGGUCGCUCAUCUGUCUUGUACAAUGUCCAACAACUCGGAGGGCUUGAAAAUGGUGCGCUACGCCGCGCUGCUGGCCAUGCGUCCGCAGAGCAAACCGGCCCAGGACAACAUGAUGGCUUUCAAGGAGGCAUGGGAGGAGAAAGUGCGACUGCUAACGUUGGCCGUCGAUUCAAUCGUGACACUGGACGAUUUCUUGGCCGUCUCUGAGGCGCACAUCGUCGAAGACGUCAAAGCUUGUAUUCAGGCCCUCGUGGAAAAGGACGUCGAACAGUUCGACCACAGCGCCGGCGCCAUCAGAGGUCGAACGAUCCGUGUCUGUAAGAUAGUUGAUGGCGACAUGGAGAUGCGCCCUGCCGACCCUUAUGCCGAAAAGGUGAAAAGUGCCGUACACGUAGUCCGGAACGAAGUUUUGUCGAAAUUCUCAAAGCGAGCCGAAUUUGCCAUUCAUCAAAUGGGUACGUCGACGACGAACGGUGGCGUUGAUGAGGCGGAGAUGGACGACUUCAUUGACGCGGCGAGCGCCGUGCACAAAGGCAUCCAGGACAUCCGCCACGCGCUGUUGAUGAACCGUGACCCUGGAGACAUCGACUCCGAUGAGGAGUACGAAUAUGCGCCAAGCGAAAAAAGCAGUCACAUCACUUCUGCUUCCGGUGGCGGUGGCGGCACCAGUUCAGAGAGGGCGGCGAAGGCUAGCGAAAACCAGCGCGCUCUGAUGCGCCAGUUGCCGGAGGAGGACAAGCGCAAAAUCCAGGAGCAAAUAGACGUGUUCAAAGUGGUGGCCAAAUGGGACGAGUCCGGAAAUGACAUAAUCGCCCUGGCCAAGUACAUGUGCAUGAUUAUGCUUGACAUGACCGACUUCACCCGUGGUCGAGGUCCCCUGCGCACCACGAUGGAUGUCAUCAACGCCGCAAAGAAGAUUUCCGAAGCUGGCACGAAGUUGAACGCCUUGGCUGCGCAAAUCGCCAACGAGUGUGUUGAGUCUGAAACGAAAAAAGAUCUCCUGGCCUAUCUGCAACGCAUAACGCUGUAUUGUCAUCAGCUGAACAUCACCUCGCGGGUGAAAGCCGACGUGCAGCAGGUAGGUGACCAGCUGAUCGCCAACGCCCUAGAGUCGGCCACCUCUUUGAUCCAGUCGGCGAAGAAUCUACUUAACGCCGUGGUGUUGACUGUAAAAGCCGCGUACAUCGCCAAUACAAAGUAUCCGCGGAAGAAAGCGCGCGAGUCUUCGUUGGUCGUCUGGAAGAUGUGUCCCCCGAACAAGCAACCUCUCGUACGGCACGAACAAAAGCCGCAUGGCAUUAUUCGUCGGGCAUCACAGCUUCGAGAUUUACAGCCGAUGAAGGUUCUUUCAGAGUUUUCUUCCGGUGACGACGCAGUAUAA